This is a messenger RNA of Panicum hallii, 778 nucleotides long. RefSeq names its product ethylene-responsive transcription factor 8-like. The record is from RefSeq and is a predicted model, not a curated record. Bases 94 to 594 code for a protein of 166 amino acids. Gene Ontology annotation, biological process: regulation of DNA-templated transcription. NCBI's taxonomy places the organism in Eukaryota, Viridiplantae, Streptophyta, Magnoliopsida, Poales, Poaceae. The transcript has a single exon. Gene Ontology annotation, molecular function: DNA binding; DNA-binding transcription factor activity.
CGUCCCAACUAGGCCUCGAAAGCGAAGCUGAGCAGCAAGCGCGCGCACACGCCUCCAAUCCUCCGUACAGCCAGCUCGACCGAUCCAUCAUCCAUGGCGCCGAGGAGGCCCCCUUCGCCGGCCGGAAGCAGCAGCAGCGGCGGCGGCGGCAGCGCUGAGCGCGCGGCGGCGGAGCAGCAGCCGAGGCUCCGCGGCGUGCGGAAGCGGCCGUGGGGCCGGUACGCGGCGGAGAUCCGCGACCCGGCGCGGAAGGCGCGCGUGUGGCUGGGCACCUUCGACACGCCCGAGGAGGCCGCGCGCGCCUACGACGCCGCCGCGCGGAGGCUCCGCGGGCCGCGCGCCGCCACCAACUACCCCGCCGCCCCCGCGGCGGACGAGCCGUGCCCGCCGUCCUCGUCCGCGGCCGACUCGCUGCCAACGACGGCGGCGCCGGCUCGGUCGCCGUACCUGACUGCGACGGUGCCCGCCGCGCCGGCGCUGCGGCAGUUCCUGCCGCUGAAGGGCGAGGAAGAGCGGAGCCGCUGCUUCCCCGGGUCGUCGGUGGGCCUGGGGCUGGACCUCAACCUGCCCCCGCCGGCCGAGAUGGUGAUGUAGUAACGGAAAUGGAAUCAGCCAAGCUGAUUAUUGGGUAGCUCAUGCUCAGCUGAAACGAAAUGUAAAUAGGCAGCUAGCUCCUAGUUCGUGUUUCGUCUGUGUGGUUAACCAGCUAGGUCUCACUUGUUCUGAUCUCUCGCAAAUUCGCAAUGCAAGAACGAGAAAAUUAACUUUUUUUUUACUA